GCAUCCUGAUAAAAAUGAACACCCAGAUGCUAAUAAGAUUUUCGUUAAAAUAAAGCAGGCAUAUGAAUUGCUAAGUGAUCCUGACCGACGACGAAUGUAUGAUCAGCAUGGAAUAAGCAGUGAAGAUUCGCAUUUUUUUGCAGCUGCGAGUGAUUUUUACCGUAAAACUUCCUCGGAACAAUUCGAGAAUUUUUUUGGAAAACAGUUUAAUGCCGACAGUGAUAUAAGCUUCUAUCACAGAAUCUCGAUAACUAUCAAGAAUUACGAAAAGAAAAUUCUUCCAAACAGCAAGUUCACACCUUAUAUUGUCAUGUUUUAUAAUGAUUGGUGUUUUCGUUGCACGCGACUUAUCAGUGUAUUUAAAAGGCUAAUCGACGCUCUGGAACCACUAGGAAUUAACUUUGCAGCAGUUAAUGCUGCAUACGAGCCGGGUUUAGUUAAAAAAUCGGGUGUGAGCUCUAUACCAAGCUUGGUUCUAAUUCUGGGUGGACACUGCUACAUAUAUCGUGAAAAUGUUUAUACUCUGCCUAAAAUUAAAGAAUUUAUAAGAAAAAAAAUGCCAUAUUCAAUUAUUCAGAGAAUAUAUGACAAUAAUGUGGAAGAUUUUUUGGGAGGUUGGAUUGACAAUAGAGUACGAGCUCUAAUUUUGGAACCGAGAAAUAAAACGAGACUUCGGUAUUUAAUAAGUGCAUACUCGUUCCAGUACAGAGUUGCGUUUGGAUUCAUUGACUUGAAUGAUAGCAGAAGUGAACAAAUUCAAAAACUGUUCAAGGUUAGUUUAAAUCGCGACACACUGCUAAUGUUUAAUGAAGAUUCCCGCAGACCACGAGCAAAGAUUUCAUUGCCUGAGAUUCCGGUUCAAACAUUAAAUGACAUUAUUUCUUCAAAUCAAUAUCUUUCAUUACCGAGACUCUCAUCACAACAAGUUAUGGAAGGAGUAUGCCCAGCUGAGUGGAGUCAACCUCGAAAACGGUUAUGUGUUAUUCUUAUUACAGAAAACAACGAUUCUCAUAAUUUCGCGCGCACUGCCUUCCGCAAUAUUGCUCUUCAUGCUGAAUAUAGCAUAGAAAGAGUCCGAUUUGCAUAUAUAUUCAAGGAAAAACAAAAGGAGUUUAUAACCACUAUUUCCAAGGGAGCCGAAGCAGACCGGCUGUGUCCUAUAGUAAUUAUUUGGCGAUAUGAUCAAACUCACAUAAAAUACGAGUGGGUUAAGGGAUCGGAUCUUAACAUGGAUUUCAACCUAUAUGAUUCUAAUGAGCAAUUUAUAAACUUAACUAGACGUUACAUUGACAACACCAUCCAAAGACUCCUGAGGACAAGUGAAACAUUCAGCUACGACACUUUUGUCAAA
Molecule: messenger RNA, 1351 nt
Organism: Bactrocera latifrons
Lineage: Eukaryota; Metazoa; Arthropoda; Insecta; Diptera; Tephritidae
Gene: l(3)80Fg
Product: dnaJ homolog subfamily C member 16
Source: RefSeq, a predicted model, not a curated record